Chara braunii is the source of this 4120-nucleotide messenger RNA. NCBI's taxonomy places the organism in Eukaryota, Viridiplantae, Streptophyta, Charophyceae, Charales, Characeae. The record is from the annotation of a GenBank genome assembly.
GCGACGGCUUGAGUCUUCAGGAUGCUGUAGAUGUUGACAGCGCUUCGUCAUAUCUUUGGUACCGUGGGUCUGGACCAGAAACACUCUCUCUCUCUCUCUCUCACACACACACACACACACACACACACACACACACACACACAGAGAGAGAGAGAGAGAGAGAGAGAGAGAGAGAGGCUCAUGGCGGUUGAGGCUGCUUUCCUCAUGUGUGAAGUGGACUGUUUGUUUUGUAGAGGCGCGUUUGUCCUUGCUUGCUGGUAUGACAGCAGCACUGGCUCCCUUGCUCUUUGUACAGCGGGAGGGAAUCGUCCAGAGAGGGACCGCACUAACCUUUCUCUGCCCGUAUGAUUGGUUGGCUGUGACUGUUGUUGUUAGUUUUAGAUGUGAAAGAAAAGGGGGAAUAUGCACAGGGUUAUAGUGAGUGUAACGGCCCUGAUGUUGGGAAGAGAAAGCAGUCGUGCACACACGAUAGGGAUUACAAUUGUAGUGGUGUUUGUGUGGGUGAAACCACGUCGCAGUGCCUCUUGUACAGUUAGUUUUUCCGAUUGCCUGCCUUGUCUUUUCUCGUCCCUCACUGAACGCACGCCAUGCGGUCAAGUCAAGGCUUUUGAUGGGUUUUGAUGGGUCCCUGAGCGCACCGAAGUGUUUGUGGCCGGAACUCACGUACAGCUGGCACCUAUGAGCUGUGUACCUAUUAGGGAGAGCCUUCUGACGGAUGCAAGGAGCAACAUUAUCGCAUUAUCAAUAAUAAGGGUUAACCCAGUCAUCGUCAGGACGGUGUUCGAGGAGAGGUUUUCUAAGGUGAGCUAGAUCGAGAUGGAUGUUCAAGGUAGGCCAUGCAGGACAGUCAGCAGGGAGGAGAUAAAACCUGCAUUGACCGGUACUCAGAGUGUGCCGUGCAUACGAGCCCUGGCUGUCUGGGUGAAGCUGCUAUUUAUAUGUUGCUCCACAUGGAGGAGAUAGAGUCAGGGUGGUGGGGAGUCCAGAGGGUGACGAGACUGAGGGGUAGAAGGAGAGGGUGAGGAGGAGAGAGUGAGGAGGAGAGGGUGAGGAGGAGAUUGUGAGGAGGAGGAGAUUGUGAGGAGGAGGAGAUUGUGAGGAGGAGGAGAGGGUGCGGAGGAGGAGAGGGUGAGGAGGAGGAAGAGACUGAGGAGGAGAGGGUGAGGAGGAGGAGAGGGUGAGGAGGAGGCUGAGGGUGAGGAGCCAGGAGGUCGAGGAUAGGAUAGGGGAAGUGGAAGAGAGGGAGGAGGAGACAUUACAUGUAGAUACAGGAGGAAUGGGAGGCAGCGAAGCGCAAAUAAUGGUUACGUUUGUGUGAGUCUGUUUGGCAUGGAUGGGGGUUGGUGAACUAGAGGCAUAGAUGGACUCUGGUGGUAGAAUCUGGUUUGUUCCCUGGUUGGUGCGCCAACUUGGCCUGGAAUUCCAUUAGCGAGGAAAAGAGACACUGGCCAUGACUGAUGCGCAUCUCGUGCACGCGUGGCAAAUGAUGGCUGCCUCUGGAACAUUGUUUUCCUGUUAGCAAUCGAUUAUCCUGUCUGCCGUUGUCAUCCUCAUGCUAGCCGCGACUUGGAUUUGUUAGAUUCCGCUUUUGUCAGAUAGACAUAUUCAGUACGGAGGCAUGUGAAGGGUUAGAUCGAAUCUUCAAAAUCGCUUUUGCUUACCGGAUGUUGUUUGCUGAAAGAAUGUACACGCGGCAUUACAAACAUAAGGUAACCGUCAGGGUCAGCAAGAAGCCACAGUCAAGUCUUGCGAACUCUUGUUGUGGUCCUUAAUGCAGCAAAUGCUUCCGAGAAAGGUCUGUGAUCGGCUUGGAUCCUCUGUGCAGGCAGGCCUGCACACACACACACACACACACACACACACACAGAGAGAGAGAGAGAGAGAGAGAGAGAGAGAGAGAGAGAGAGAGAGAGAGAGAGAGAGAGAGAGAGCAUCAUUGGUGUUGUAGUCGUGGUGAGUAGUGGGGGUGAGUGCUAAUUGAUCUCAGUGGAAGAGCUGGGCGCAGUUAUCUUUGGUAUGACCUGGUCGGGGUACGGCUAGGAUCAGGUGUUGAUUGCUUUGGGGAAACAGUUGGAUGAUGGCAUCAGUCAUAAGUCGGGCGCAAUCCAGGCAAAGUUGGUCAGCUUGGCUUGAAUCAGGUUGACUCAGUGGUAUGACCUGGUCAGGGUACGGCUAGGAUCGGGUGUCGAUUGCUUUGGGGAAACAGUUGGGUGAUGGCAUCAGUCAUAAGUCGGGCGCAAUCCAGGCAAAGUUAGUCUGCUUGGCUUGAAUCAGGUCGACUCAUCGCUGGCUUCAUAGUGUGCAAUUUUGGAUGGUGUUGGUGGCCAGCCAGGGCACUCUGCAAUUGGUGUAAUCAUGGUUGUGUUGAAGGCCACCGCUGCCGAGGUCUGUGGUUUGUGGGAGGGCAAGGGUAUCGACUUGACGGAAGUGGAUACGCUGUUGGAAAGCGUGGCAUCAUUGUCGGUACUUGGAAAUCUGUUUCCGCAUACGCUGUCAAGCCGAAAUGCUGCAGAUGAAUGGCUGGUUGUCGGACUGACUAUCUGGUUGGCUGGCCAAGUGUUUCGGCAGAGGGAUGGUAUUUCAUAGUGACGGCGCAUUGUGUUCCCCCCUCUGAGCGAUAUCGCUGACGAUAUUGUGACAUGGUCGGUCAGGCCGAUUCGUGUACAAGGGAGUCUGAACUGCCAUGCAGGUUUCAUGUUUGACCGGCAAAGGGUUUUGGCAUAUUGGCUGUUGCAGGCUGGCAUCGGUGCUACUUGGAGAAUGGCUGCAGUCAUGGUGCCCAGACGACUAACGUGGUUGGUGGACAUGCUGCGGAUGUCGGGACACGGUGGAGUAACGAAGGGCCAGACAAUCAGUUUGUCGUUUUCUGGCAGAUGGUGGGUGAACGACCAGACCUGUGCUACAGGUAGUUGGGCAUAAGAUCAAUUUCAUUCACUCUUUGAGCGACCGAUGUUGAGAAAUGAGAGCACGGCUAUUGCACGAGUGUUGUGUUCGUGCCCUUCGGCAAUCGUUGCCAACCCUAUGAAGACCAUUGCACGGCGAUCAGAUCAGACAUAAGUUACCUGCAACCAGAGAGUGGGUUUGUUGUUACAGCAGGCGAUGAAAAGAAGGAUAUUCAAGCCUGAGCUGAACAUCAAGCGAAGUCCGUCUUGUUCUUAUCAAAUGGGUUCUGAGAGCAGUGGACUGCCGUCUUCACGGUCAUUAUCGCUGCAUAUGGAACUGAGAGUUGACCCAAAUACAGCAAUAACGACCGGGCGUUUUAUUUGGGUGAAGACGGUAGUGUCUACCAUACAAGUCAUCCAUCCUUUGGCAACCGUUGCCUGAUGCGAAGAAGCGGCCGUUGGAGCAUGGGCAGGAGGAAGUUGGUUGAUGUCAGCUGUUAAUCCGCGCAGGGCGUGACAAGGUAGGGUGGACUGGUGAACGGGUAGCCGUGUCAUGGGCGUGACUGAAAUGCUGUUGACAAGGGGCGUCACCUUUCGGCAGUCAGCAUUCAAUGCCCAGGUCAUCAUGGAGAGGGGGAUGGGCCAGCCUCUUUAAUCAGGUAUGUCGGGCCGUGACCAUGCGGUCUGCAUUUUUGCCUCAAGAAGGGUGGAGUGAUGUUUACCUGGGGGAGUGGUAUUGCCUGUUGUUAGACAAGACGUGCAACAGGGAAAUGUUCUUGUGGGAGCUGUGCAUCCCACAGAAGAGUUAGAUUGAUGAUGAACUGGCCUUAGGGUGUUAUUCAGAUGAUGAUGAUGAUGAUGAUGAUGAUGUAUCUGGUGCUGGGAACAACACUGUAUGUCAGAAAUUGUGUGCAGAAUCUGCAGAUAGAAGAGCAAAUAUCACUCAGCAUGUCCUUAGGAGGCGAGGUGUACAUGUUGUAGUUAAUCUCCAGCGGUAGUCUGUCUAUAAUCUGUCUUCCCUGUCUUCUUAUCUCAGUCAAAAAAGUCAAAACAUAAAUAUCUGACUGAUGUAACGGCUUGAUUUCUCUCUCUGAUUUGGCGGCUAGUUAGGGCAUGGUGUGACCAGGCAGGCCGGUCGGUGUUGUAUAGGAGCUGUUUUUGGGUGCCGUCGGGCUGUGUGGGUGUGGCAUAGGCUUGUGCUCUGUGCGAGGUAAGAACAAUGAAUCGGCUAGAAUUUU